GCAGAGCCAGUAGCAGCGGAUGGCUGCCUGCAGGAGGAGCAGGAAGCUGCUGCACUGAAGAGAAGGAGGAGGAGGAGACGUCUGACACAGCUGCACUACCUGAACCACUAGCAGGGAAAUGGACACAUGUUGAGUGAUCUCCAGCAGCAGGAGGGAGGGAAAGAAGCGGCCAGUUGCAGCAGCAAGCAUCCUGUGGACCCCUGGCUGGAGGCAAGCAGCUCUCCUUCACAGCAGCUGCGAGGUUAUGCCAUGCCUCAGACUUACUGGGUGCCUGCUAAUGAAAGAGAAGGGUUGAUAAUAACCCAAAUUUUGCAUGACGGCCCAUAGAUCAUAAACCAAGAUGGCAGCUGGAAAUACUGCUCCUUUAGGAGGCAUCUUCACUACUGUGCAGCAGGAUGGUGAGGAUGCUGAGAUGGCCUUUCAUGGCACAGAAGAUGAGGAGGAUUUGGACAAGACCUUGGCUAUCGAACGGUUUGGAGACCUGAUCAGCAAAUCUGUGCUAAGAGACCAGGAGAAGCAAGGCCGCAGCUACUGUGAGAGCGACUUUGAAUUUCAUCGCCAGACGUCCCACCAUAUCCAUCACCCCCUCUCCACUCACCUGCCUCCACCCCACAAGUCCCAGAAGAAGCUUCCCCACUCUGACAGGAAGAAGAAGAAAAAGAGAAAGCUAAGGAAGACCUCUAUGCCUCCCUCGAAUGUUACUCCAACCAUCCAGGAGGAAGAGGAAGAAGAGGAGGAGGAAGCAGAAUCUGAAGGGGAAGAGGCUCUGGAGAAGGAAACCUCAGCAGAGUCUGACCUUGAGGACUCUCCAAAAGGGGAAUCUCAUGGCAAACUACAAGUAGAGCUGACAGAAGAAAGCAUUGAGUUCACCAUUGGGAGUGAGGAGGAGGAAGAGGAGGAGGAAGAGGAAGCCCAUGGUAAUCCAUGCACUUUGUCAUUUCAUGUGGCAGAGGAAUACAGUCAGUUGUCCCCACUCCCAUGUCUCUCCAAUCUGCUACCAGAGAAGGGACCUACCACUCCCAAGAGCUUCUCUGGGUACAGAGAUAAUAUAUCUCGGGGAUGGGACAAGCGCAAACCUUGGAGUCAGGUACCAAGUGGGCAGCGGUCAAACUACGACUUGAAGGAGAGAGUGUGUAUUGGUAGCAUGACUGCUGUGGAGAGUGCCACAUACCAGCGAAUCCCCACAGAUGAGGCUGAGGCUCAGAUGCUGGCUUCUGCUGAUCUUGAUGAUAUGAAAAGCCAUCGUUUUGAAGAUAAUCCAGGAGUCAGGAGACAUCUAGUUAAGAAACCCUCUCGGAGCCAGACUACAAGAUCCAGCAAAAAGUCUUUGUCCUCACAAUCUGUCAAGAAAAAAAAGAAAAAGAAGAAGCUUGACAGGAAACCCCAUGAGGUAUUUGUGGAGCUGAAUGAACUAGUAGUGGAUAAGAACCAAGACAUGCACUGGAAGGAGACAGCACGCUGGAUCAAGUUUGAAGAGGAUGUUGAAGAGGACACAGCACGGUGGGGGAAACCUCAUGUGGCCUCACUCUCCUUUCGCAGCCUUCUGGAGCUCAGGAAGACCAUCGCACAUGGAGCUGUUCUGCUGGACCUGGAGCAAACAACAUUACCUGGCAUUGCUCAUCUGGUGGUAGAGACCAUGAUAAUCUCAGACCAGAUCAAGGCUGAAGACCGAGCCAAUGUGUUGAGGGCCCUGCUGCUCAAGCACAGCCAUCCUAAUGAUGAAAAGGAGGCAUUCUUUCCCCGGAAUCAUUCCAAUUCCAGCAUGAACUCUGUGGUAGGAAACCACCACCACAACCACAACCACACUGUUGACACUUGCAUGCCGUUGAUGGGAGAAGAGCGCAUUGAAAUGACAGAACCCAGAAUCCUUGACCCUGACUACAGGGAGAAAAACAUGCACCUUCACAGCUCUGAGGGACAUCGCGGCAAAUAUCUCAAGUUGAUGGAGAAGAUUCCUGAUGAUGCUGAGGCCACCGUGGUGCUUGUUGGUUGUGUUCAGUUCCUCAAACAGCCAACAAUGGCUUUUGUCCGUCUAAAUGAAGCUGUGUUCUUGGAAUCAGUCCUGGAGGUUCCAAUUCCAGUCCGUUUCAUCUUUGUUUUGCUGGGACCCAGCCAAUCCAACAUGGAUUACCAUGAGAUUGGGCGUUCCAUCUCCACACUCAUGUCAGAUAAGCAUUUCCAUGAAGCUGCUUACAUGGCAGAUGAUCGCCAGGACUUGCUCAACGCGAUCAACGAGUUCCUCGAUUGUAGCAUCGUCAUCCCCCCUUCAGAAGUAGAGGGGAAGGAUUUGCUCAAAUCAAUUGCUACCUUUCAGAAAGUGCUGCUGAGGAAGAGAAAAGAACGGGAUCAGAAGAAGUCCAACAAAGAAGGGAAUGUUCAGGAAGCCAAAGAGCUGUGUGAAGUGAAAGCAGAAGAGGAAGAGGAGGGCGAGGAAGAGGAUGACCCUCUGAAGCGUACUGGCAUUUUCUUUGGCGGUUUGGUGCGGGACAUAAAGCGCAGGUACCCCAAGUAUCUGAGUGACCUCAGAGAUGCCCUGCACAGCCAGUGCCUCGCAGCCGUACUAUUCAUCUACUUCGCUGCUCUCUCUCCUGCCAUCACCUUUGGGGGACUGCUAGGCGAGAAGACUGAAGGCCUGAUGGGCGUUUCAGAAUUGAUCAUCUCCACAUCUGUGCUGGGCAUGCUCUUUUCUCUGCUGAGUGCUCAGCCUCUUCUUGUCAUUGGCUUCUCGGGGCCCUUGCUUGUCUUUGAAGAAGCUUUUUACAAGUUCUGCCAGAACCAGGACAUUGAGUAUCUGACAGGCCGGGUAUGGAUUGGCUUCUGGCUUGUUGUCUUCAUUGUCAUCAUUGUGGCUGCUGAGGGGAGCUUUCUGGUACGCUACAUCUCCCCCUUCACUCAGGAGAUCUUUGCCUUCCUCAUCUCCCUCAUCUUCAUUUAUGAAACAUUCUACAAGCUUUACAAGGUCUUUACAGAGCACCCGCUGCUGAGGUUCUACCCACCAUAUCAUCAAAGAAGUCUGAAUGCCAGCACAUUGCCUACUGAUUCUGUGGCUCUUGAAACUCAGAUGCAACCCAACACUGCCCUGUUGUCCCUUAUCUUGAUGCUGGGAACCUUCUUCAUUGCAUUUUUCAUGCGCAAGUUUAAGAACAGCCGCUUUUUGGGAGGAAAGGCCCGACGAAUCAUUGGAGAUUUUGGAAUACCUAUCUCCAUUCUUGUCAUGGUUCUGGUGGACUAUACCAUCACUGAUACAUAUACACAGAAGUUGAAUGUUCCUUCAGUAUUGUCAGUCACUACCCCAGAUAAGCGUGGUUGGUUCAUCCAUCCUUUAGGCAGCAAGCAGCCUUUUCCUAUAUGGAUGAUGUUUGCUUCUGCUAUCCCCGCAUUGCUGGUCUUCAUCCUAAUCUUUAUGGAAACCCAGAUUACCACCCUAAUUGUCAGCAAAAAGGAACGAAAGCUGAUGAAGGGGUCAGGCUUCCACCUUGAUUUGCUACUCAUUGGUACAAUGGGAGGGCUCUGUGCCCUGUUUGGGCUGCCUUGGCUCACGGCUGCCACUGUUCGCUCAAUCACCCAUGUCAACGCCCUCACUGUCAUGAGCAAGGCCAUUGCACCUGGUGAGAAGCCCAGGAUUGAGGAAGUGAAGGAGCAGCGAGUGACAGGAGUGCUCAUCGCUGGCCUUGUUGGCUUGUCCAUUGUCAUGGGGAAUGUAUUGAGCCAGAUCCCAUUGGCUGUGCUGUUUGGGAUUUUCCUGUAUAUGGGUGUGACAUCACUGACUGGCAUCCAACUAUAUGAGAGGCUCCUUCUUAUCUUCAUGCCAUCCAAGCACCACCCUGAUCACAUCUAUGUUGUCAAGGUGAAGACAUGGCGAAUGAACCUCUUCACAUGCAUCCAGUUAGCUUGCAUUGUGCUGCUGUGGGUGGUGAAAUCCACAGCGGCAUCGCUAGCUUUCCCAUUUGUCCUGAUCAUGACGGUCCCUCUGCGACGAUUCCUGCUGCCACGUUUCUUCCACGAGAGAGAACUCAAAGCGCUGGACUCAGAAGAUGUCGCACCAAAUUUUGAUGAAGAUGGGCGGGAUGAAUACAAUGAACUUCACAUGCCUGUUUGAGCUGACUAGCACAUGUCUACUGGCCUCAGUUCUUCCCUGGCUUCAUGGGAUAGGCCCUCUUUCCCCAUGCUGCCCCUGAACAACAAAGGAUCAGAUAUGGCUUUGAACUGAUUAUGGGCCUAGGCCAACUGGCAGCUGUGCCAUAACCUUCAAGAAGCUCUAGGCCACAAGAGAAGCCUUGGCCCAGCAGAACAAGAGAUGCUUCUUGCUUCUGGGCAUACACAGAACAUGGGGCCACUCACCAUCACUCACAUUCUCCUGAAACAGGUCUUGCUGGUAUUGUUGCUGUGCCAUGUGUAGGCCAGAGUAGAUAUCUUAGCCAGCUCACUUUAUUCUCUUCCCUCCAGGGGACAAGCAGAUUCCACUGCUUUGCCAAGGGAAAAACAGCAGCAGGCCAGUAACUGGGCUUUGCCAGAAAUGGUAGGCUUCAUGUCAUUCAGACAGAGCUAACAGAUUCCUAAGUUGGGGUUGCAACUGGCACCUCCAUGCUGAACCUUAGCCAUUCAAUCCUAUGAACAUUCAAGUGUUUGUGGUCCAUCUGCUGUUCUGCAUGAUGCCUUCAGCUGGAAUAUCCUUCUUGUAGAAAACUCUGACCCCUUCUAUUUGAAGAAUGGCAGUGAUGCUGGCUGAAGAUAGCCAACUGCUGUGAGCACGAGCAGGAUCUCCUGCAUCCCUAUUUGCUCUGUAAGUGCAAUGCGGGUUCUUGUGCAAUACUCAUGGUACAUGUAACUUGUCAUGCAUGGUACUGUGCCUGUUCUCACCAUCUCUCAGGACAGCCAUAAAGGUUUUCCAAGUAGUCAGUGAUUUGUGAAAUAGAUCUCCACUCAUAUGGGAAAAGAAGUACAGGAGAAACUUGCCAACAUAACCUGUGUACCGGGAACAAACUAACUUAAAGACUGAGUGAAAAUAGCAUGACCACCAUAACCAGAUAUGAAAAAGAGCAUUGCUGCCUUGGGAUUUGCCUGGUCCAGAGAACAGAAAUCUUUCACAGUUAUUACCAGAUUUUCUGUUUUGGACUGUAGCUUGUCCUUCACUAUUCCUAGCUUCAGCUUCUUUCUUGCUCUGGUCUGCAGUUAUGGAUUGCUGUUGCAUUUCUCACCUUACACUUGCCUUCUAGUGGUCUCCACUAGAAGGCCUCUGAGGGCCAAGCCUCCAGUAAGGCCACCCAUAGCCAGGCCUUAGCAACUGGAGGGCAUCUAUGGCUUUGAACCAUUGCACUAUAUGAGCCCUCUGUAGCAUAAGAAGUUUCUCUUCAUUUGUCUCUUUACACAGUUCAAUGGCUUCCAAUUCCUGGACUUACUUGGGCUCUAAAAUUCACUGCCCCUUCCUCAAGCCUUCACACCCUACCACUUCAUCCAAUAGCUGCCUUGAUGUACUCUUCUUAAACCCUACUUCUUUCCUUUUUAUCUUCAACUGGCAUAUAAAGAAAAUUCAGAUUUUGUGACAGGAUCAAAUUGCAGAAAAUAUGCAUUGGCUUCAGUCACUAAAUUUGAUUUUUUUUUAAUUUAUUUUUUUUUUAAGAAUCAGAAUACCUUGCUCUUCAUUGGUGAAUGACAUACGUUCAGUCCUAGAAGUCAUUCACAUGACAUAGUCCAUGGGACUGAGCUCAUACAAAUAGCAUACAGCUGGAUUUCAGUGCAAGAUUCAGAUUAGGAGCUGCUGCCCCAUUAAGUCAUCAUAUGGGGACUCUAGUGAAUUGUGAAGUCCUGUUUUAUAAAUCUGUUAGAUUAUGUACGUGGAAUAAUGGGGUGUGCAAAAGUGCCAGCCAUGACUCCUGCUACAGCCAGGCGCAGAACCAUGUGGCUUAAGAGUGUGGCUUAUGGCGCAACUACUGCCUGGCCCCUGUCAAUAAAAUGGAGGCACUCCCUCCCCACCUACCUCAGGGGCUGCUUGUUGAUGGCUGGAUAGUUGAGAGGCCAUAUGUAUUCCUCAUUCCCAGCUGGCUGCCAGACUGCCCCACCCACAGACAGUGACCUCCAUUGUGCCCUGUGUAGCCAGGACUGGAAACUUGAACUGUUGGCGCAGAGUCCCCAGUACUCUGCAUUUGCAUUGCAACUCUUCUGAAUGUAGUAUGAAUGAAUAUGGCUGCACCAAUAAACCCUUCACUGGAA
Varanus komodoensis (Komodo dragon) is the source of this 6210-nucleotide messenger RNA. It is a transcript of the gene SLC4A3, whose product is annotated as solute carrier family 4 member 3. Gene Ontology annotation, biological process: regulation of intracellular pH; bicarbonate transport; transmembrane transport. NCBI's taxonomy places the organism in Eukaryota, Metazoa, Chordata, Lepidosauria, Squamata, Varanidae. The record is from RefSeq and is a predicted model, not a curated record. Gene Ontology annotation, cellular component: plasma membrane. Gene Ontology annotation, molecular function: monoatomic anion transmembrane transporter activity; solute:inorganic anion antiporter activity. The coding region runs from base 341 to 4099 and encodes 1252 amino acids. The transcript has 23 exons.